UCAAAAUUGGAAAUUUGCAACUUUGUUCAUAAUUUUUUUUUUUCCCCUUCAAUUUAGAAGGGAGCGCAGAGUCUGGCGCAUUCAAUUCAAACACACUCCACGUACAUUUCUCUCUCUAUUUAUUACUUCCUCCUCGAAUUUCGUUCAUUACAUGAAUGAAGUUUUUCAUCAAUUUCUAAAGUACCCCUUUUCAUCUUCACCUUCUCUCUCAUUCAAGAUCCUCUUUUCACAUUACCAGAGUUCUAAUUUGGGAAUAACUGAUUCUCAUGUCUACCGUGGGCAACUCGACAAAUAUUUUCUGGCAUGAAUGUGCAGUUGGAAAUAUUGAUAGGCAAAAGUUACUUAAUCAGAAGGGAUGUGUUGUCUGGAUAACUGGUCUCAGUGGAUCAGGAAAAAGCACGCUAGCUUGCUCGUUGGGUAGAGAAUUGCAUUCCAGGGGGAAGCUAUCUUAUGUUCUUGAUGGAGACAAUCUUAGGCAUGGUUUGAACAAGAAUCUUGGCUUUUCUGCUGAGGACCGUACUGAAAACAUACGUAGGGUUGGGGAGGUGGGGAAGCUAUUUGCAGAUGCUGGCUUGAUUUGUAUAGCAAGUCUGAUAUCUCCCUACAGAAAAGAUCGUGAUGCUUGUCGGGCAAUGUUGCCAGUUGGAAAUUUCAUAGAGGUUUUCAUGAACAUGCCCUUGGAAGUUUGUGAAGAAAGAGAUGUCAAAGGCCUGUAUAAACUUGCGCGUGCUGGGAAGAUCAAAGGUUUUACUGGAAUAGAUGAUCCUUAUGAGCCACCAUUGAAUUGUGAGAUAGAAUUGACAUUGGCGGAUGGCAUCUGCCCUUCGCCAAUUGAUAUGGCUGGGCAAGUGGCAUCAUAUUUAGGGGAGAAGGGCUUCUUGCAUUAUGAUUGAUCAGCUUUACUCUGGAACCUUUUCGCUUACGUUCAACCAUAUGCUCUCUGAACCUGGACUGUCUUUGCUUCUGCAAUGCAGCCUUGUUCACAAAGACAAUUCAAGUGUAAUUGUGAUGUUGAAUUUAGCCGAAGUGCUUCCAUUGGUUUAUAUAUGGUCAAAGAUACGAGGAUCGUAUCUAUGUAUAGAAUCUGCAGACGACUCAUUCUUCCUGUUUAAAAGGUAAAAUGUAUGUUUUGAAUCUUUGCUGCUAGGAAUUCUUGGCUCCUUUGUUCAAGCUGUAGUGAAAUUUAUAUAAAGAAUUUCUGGUUUCAUUUUAAAUUUUGGAAUCCAUCCCAUAUUCUGUUGUAUUCCAAGAUUUUCAAAA
Chenopodium quinoa (quinoa) is the source of this 1260-nucleotide messenger RNA. RefSeq names its product adenylyl-sulfate kinase 3-like. The record is from RefSeq and is a predicted model, not a curated record. Gene Ontology annotation, molecular function: ATP binding; adenylylsulfate kinase activity. The coding region runs from base 267 to 893 and encodes 208 amino acids. The transcript has 7 exons. Lineage: Eukaryota; Viridiplantae; Streptophyta; Magnoliopsida; Caryophyllales; Amaranthaceae. Gene Ontology annotation, biological process: sulfate assimilation.